Aegilops tauschii subsp. strangulata is the source of this 1335-nucleotide messenger RNA. RefSeq names its product phenylacetaldehyde reductase. Lineage: Eukaryota; Viridiplantae; Streptophyta; Magnoliopsida; Poales; Poaceae. The record is from RefSeq and is a predicted model, not a curated record. Gene Ontology annotation, molecular function: oxidoreductase activity, acting on the CH-OH group of donors, NAD or NADP as acceptor.
CUUUGUUAGGUCUCGGCAUGAUCUUUUGAUGUCGAUUUGCGCCGUGGAGUCUACCGGCCGGCAAGUGGGUGACAAAGUGCCAAGUCGGCAAAGCUGCGACAGAGACAUAAAGAGCCGACGACGCGGCAGCAAGCCAUCCCGUAGGUGAAGGACGAGGAGGAUGGCACCACCGCGGCGCGUGUGCGUGACCGGCGGCGGCGGGUACAUCGCCUCGUGGCUCGUCAAGCUACUCCUCUCCCGGGGCUACGCCGUCCACGCCACCGUCCGCGACCCAUGUGAUUCCAAGAACGCGCAUCUUAUGCAGCUGGACGGGGCGGCGGAGAACCUGCGGCUGUUCAAGGCAGACGUGCUCGACAGCGCCGCGCUGGCCGCCGCCGUCGAGGGGUGCGAGGGCGUCUUCCAUGUCGCCUCCCCCGUCCCUGCGGAUAAGAUCGUCGAUCCUGAGUCAGAAGUGAUGGUGCCUGCCGUCAAGGGCACUGUAAAUAUUCUUGAAGUUUGUUCAUCUAUGAAGGUUCAGAAAGCUGUGGUGGUGUCAUCCACUUCUUCUGUUCAUUUUAACCCCAGCUGGCCUCAGGGUAAACCCAAGGAUGAGAGUUGCUGGUCGGACAAAAAAGUGUGCGCACAACAUGAGCUCUGGUACUGUCUUGCUAAAACUGUUGCUGAAGAGACGGCUUGGGAAUAUGCAGAAAAGAAUGGGCUCAAUGUUGUUACAAUAUGCCCUUGUAUUGUUUUUGGACCACAACUACAGCCUGUUGUCAACACCAGCAGCGAACUUCUCGUCUAUGUUCUAAAAGGAGGUCCUAAUGCGAUGAACGACAUGCUGUGGCACAUAGUCGAUGUCCGUGAUGUGGCCGAUGCUUUGCUUCUGGUAUACGAGAAACCAGAAUCAUCCGGGAGAUAUAUCAGCGCACCAAACUACAUUACCACAAAAGCCAUUCUGGACUUGCUGAAGAAGACGUACCCUGACUACAAUUAUGUAAACUGCAAGGCUGAGGUGGAUCAUAACUCUCCUAUCACCCCAAUCUCGUCUGCAAAACUGAGGAAUCUGGGCUGGAAGCCUAGGGAAUUGGAGGAGACGCUCCUGGAUAGCAUCGAAUACUACCGGAAGACCGGAAUUCUGCAGGAUGGCGAGGAAGAGGGACACGCUUGCCGCCUUCCUGAUCUCUUCCGGUUUUUUCAUGCCGCCGAGGAAUGAAUCGAGCGUGGCAUUGGCGGUGCCAGUGCUCCUAAUCCUAGAUAUGCCAUUGUGCAUGUGAUGUUGCUGAAUAUCUAAUGACGUUAUAUUGUAAUGACAAAGCUGUCAAUCUUCAAGGGAGGGGGUGCCUCGUUUCACCA